Messenger RNA from Rosa chinensis, 1187 nucleotides. Its product is annotated as protein DMP3. The transcript has a single exon. Bases 288 to 959 code for a protein of 223 amino acids. Lineage: Eukaryota; Viridiplantae; Streptophyta; Magnoliopsida; Rosales; Rosaceae. Gene Ontology annotation, biological process: endomembrane system organization. The record is from RefSeq and is a predicted model, not a curated record.
AAACACGCGCGAGAGGAUUGAAGAUGUCAAAAGCUUGACCUAACAGGAAACUCCAUGGAAAUGAGAAACAACAACCAACCUUCCUCUCAUAUAUGUUUCGUCAACCUUAAUCAUUCACAAAUUUACAGCUCUCUUUCAUAUCAAUCUCCCUCUGUCUCUCUCUAUAAAUAUAGUUGUUCCGGUCGGAGCAUUAUUCCACAACCAACCGUACGUUAAUCCAAGCCAUCUUUAGCUAGCUACCUCGAUCGAUCAUUUGAAUCACCAUUGUAAGGGACAAUUAUCAAAACAUGUCUCUGAGACCAACUAGAGCAGCGCCAAUAGCAUCCGUAUCAGAUUCAAGCAGCGACACAACCGAACCGGAUGAAGAUAGGCAACCUCUGCAGGUUCAGACUGAUCAGGCUCAGGCUCAACCUUCCAUAUCCCAACGCGCCCUCUCUCAAACUCUAACGAGCACAGCCAACCUAGCCAACCUGCUCCCCACGGGCACCCUCCUGGCCUUCCAACUCCUCAUACCAGUGUUCACCAACAACGGCUCCUGCGACGCCGCCACGCGUCCCAUGACCUUGAUCCUGCUCCUCCUCUUCGCCCUCUCCUGCUUCCUGGCCUCUUUCACCGACAGCGUCAAGGCCUCUAACGGACAGGUGUACUACGGCAUAGCCACUCCCAAGGGCCUCUUUUUGUUCGACUACCCUGCCGCAGCAGGUCUUCCCGAUUUAAGCAAGUACAAGCUGAGAUUCAUGGAUUUGGUUCAUGCCCUUCUGUCCUUCUUGGUGUUUGGUGCUGUGGCUUUCAGGGACAAGAACGUCUUGGGCUGCUUUUAUCCCAUGCCUGCUCACGAAACUCAGGAGGUUUUGGAUAUUGUUCCCGUUGGUAUUGGCCUCCUUUGCAGUUUGCUCUUUGUCGUCUUCCCCACCACAAGACAUGGCAUUGGCUACCCACUCUCACCUGGCAAAUCCUAAUUUUCUUCCAUAUAUAUAUAUUUUUUAAUAGAAUUUCGUGUUUACCCUAAUUUUCUUUCCAUUUGUGUUUACCCUCUGCAUGUUUCGCGUGCAAGGCUUGUUUAACUAUUUCUUAGCCAGGUCAAUGAGUUUAGGUAGUGGAACAAGUGUGCACGUAACAUACAUGUGGAAUUGAAUUGUCUGCCUCGGCAGCUGAAUAAAUUAAUUACGUACAUUAUUAUCUUUUCA